UAGAGAAAAAGAGGAAGAGAUAGAAAAACUGCAUGCGGAAUUACAAAAAACACUUCAUGUGAAAGAUGAAAUGAAAAGAACCAUGGAAAAGAGGUUUUAUGAGGAGCAGGAAGAGAUGAAAUAUUCAUUUAAGUUACAAAUAGAGGAUAAAGAGCAAUCAGUGAAAGAAAUAGCAACAGAAAAUGGAAUCAUGGCCAAGCAAAUACUUUUGAUGAAGAGCGAACAAGAAAAACUUAUCAUGGAACAAAAACUUUUGAUCGAGGAUGCUGGUUUGAAGCAAACGAAGAUAAAUAUUUAUGCGGAGGAGAUUGAAAUGCUGAAAAGGGAACUUGAUGAAAAAGAAUGUGUCAUAAGUGAUAAGGAUAAACUAAUUAUACAACUAACGAAACAAAACGACGCAUUUAACAAAGAUAUUAAAUUCAGAGACACGACUGUUGAUGCACUAAUCCAAAAAAUAGAGCCAAAAGAAAAAGAAAUAAAAUAUAAAGAACAUCUUCUUGAAAAAAAAAAUUCGGAAAUUUUCGAAAUUCUGCACCUUGUGGCCCAGAAGGGUAAAGAGAUCAACCAGUUAAGUAAAAAACUGAGUGUGACGGAAAAGACUAUUAAGAAACAGAAUCUGGAAUACAAAAAAAUCAAAAUAUAUUUGAGGAAGUUGCGUUUCGAACUCCACACUGCUGCCACCUUCGCAUUUCAACCUUUGAAACUCAAGAAUAAAAUUUUAGAAAUGUCUGGCAAAUACUUGCGCAAAUAUGAUGAAGAUAUCGAAGUUGACACUGCAGUAUUUAAUGAAGUCAAUAGACAAAGAGCGAGGAUGGAAUCCAUAAUAAAGAAACUUGAAACCCGUUUAAGUUUCAACAAGCCUGUUGUGAGAUAUGUCCAUACGCCACAUAGGGCAGUUCAACAACUUCUUUCGGGGUAUAACCAUAUGCUAAUUGAACUUGAAGAGCUGAGAAAGGAAAAGGAAGUUCCUUAUGACAGAUUAAUGUACUACUAUAAAAUCGAGCCAGACGGCGCUUUUCUCAGCAUUGACACCAGGAUUGGAAUCGCGUCGGCCAGCCCCGGCGGGGAGGGGGGCCUCGGUGAAGUGGGGCCAGUGCUGUCCGGGCUAUGGAGGAAGCAGGUUAGGAGGAUGUACCGGGUCAACUUCUACGAGAGCACCUGCCUCAGGUGUGACCAGACGGUCUAUCAGGUCGACAGGGUAGGGCCCCUCAAGGAUUUCACCUUCUUCCACUCGGGCUGCUUCAAGUGUGCGGUAUGUGGCACCAAACUAACCUUAAAGACGUACUACAACAAUCAGCACCGACAAGAGGACAAGGAAGUCUACUGCUCCGGUCACGUACCCAAAAUAGGCCCUGGUCAUUUGGAUGGCUCUGCGGUCGGCAUCAGGUCUGCUCUCAAUGUGCCCAAGACUAGCUUGUUCGUCAAUGAACAGAUUCGCUCCACCAACGGGAGUACAGUGGCACCGGCGGCACCUCAAAUAGACCAGUACCAGUACGGGAGGUUUGAUGCUAGUGCCCUCCACAUCGCCCACGCCCUCAGGGCCACCGAGAUACACAGGGCUUACAACAAGGCCAGGGAGAAACCGAUCGAGUAUUACCUUGUGAGUACAGUUAAAAGUAUUUAG
This is a messenger RNA of Nezara viridula (southern green stink bug), 1624 nucleotides long. NCBI's taxonomy places the organism in Eukaryota, Metazoa, Arthropoda, Insecta, Hemiptera, Pentatomidae. The record is from the annotation of a GenBank genome assembly.